AUGCAUCGAGAUGAACCUCUUCCCGAUCCGCCUUCCACUAGUUCUCCGCCAUGGAAGCUCGCUUUUCGCUCCUCCAGGGCGUUUGUGAUCUCAGUGGUGGCUAUUGCGGUCUUCACGUGCAAAAAUGGAUGUCAAUCAUGCUGGCCGCGUUCGGCGGUGGUAUAUUCUUCGGAUCCCGUAGGUGCCGUUUCCUUCCUUCGUGGUAUGGGUGCGGCUAACACCAGAUUGCUAGCAAUAUUCGGUUAUUUCGCGGACAGAAGCUCAUCACGCCAGCUUCCGUUUCUUAUUGGACUGCUCGCGCUCGCUGGGACGACUAUCGUGUUCUGGUUCGCAGAAACAGUAUCGUCCUUGGUCAUUGCACGCAGUCUCCAAGGAUUGUCAGCUGCUGUGGUCUGGACUGUUGGUUUGGCUCUUGUUGUCGACACGGUGGGCAAGGAUCAGGUGGGAGCUGCAAUGGGAUAUGUCUCGAUGGCACUGACUGUGGGGACGGUGUUUGGUCCAUUCAUUGGAGGGAUCAUGCUGUCGCGAGUGGGCUAUCAUGCGGUAUUUGUAUUGGCAAUUGGGUUGAUAGUGCUAGAUAUCUGUCUUCGGCUCGUGAUGGUCGAACCCAAGAAUGCUGCGCAAUGGAUUCAGUCGGGCAGUGGCGGAGAGACACAAGCUCUGCUAAAUGAAGCCGAAACGCAUGGCGCUGGGUACGAUGCGAUUACCGCCAAUGCUAGAGCAGGACAGACAUCUGGCCUCGGUAACGAAUAUCCAACCGAGGGCAGCGGCGAGCCGCUGACCAGCGGGAGGUCGACCUCCGUACCUGGGAUUAUCCGCUUGAUAUUCUCAGGCAAGUUACUGGUCGUUCUUCUAGCGACGGUAGUGGAUGCCAUUAUCUGGUCCGCUUUUGAUACGGUGCUCCCGCUGUAUGUCAUGAAAACGUUCGGCUGGGGAUCAUUCGAAAUCGGGCUAUGUUUCCUACCUCUCUUUGCACCGUCUUUCCUCUCUCCAUGGAUUGGUGACGCAGUAGACCGUUGGGGAGCACUUCGGGUAGCCUUUGUUGGCUUCCUGCUCGAUUUCCCAACAUUACUGCUUUUUCAGCUUGUCGCACGCAACACGACCCAGGACCAAGUUCUUCUCUAUGUGUUCCUCUUCCUCGCAGGUGUCGCUUCGACCCUGCAGAUGGUCUCGUUGAUGACGGAGGUCAACAACGUCACGGAGCGGUACGAGCGGGAAUUCCCCGGUAUCUUCGGACAUCAAGGAGGGACUGCGCAAGCGUACGGGCUUUUCAAUGUCGCCUGGUCGGGCGGGCAGGUACUGGGACCCUUGGUCGCGGGUCUGCUAGUUGAGCGAGCCGGCUGGACGACAAUGGUGACGGUGUUGGGGGCAGUUAGCGGAGGCAUUUCCGUGGUUAUCGCGCUCUCGGAUCGAAGGGUUCUGCCAGUGAGGGAAAAGAAGUGA
Messenger RNA from Aspergillus niger, 1443 nucleotides. RefSeq lists its product as uncharacterized. Gene Ontology annotation, molecular function: transmembrane transporter activity. Gene Ontology annotation, biological process: transmembrane transport. Lineage: Eukaryota; Fungi; Ascomycota; Eurotiomycetes; Eurotiales; Aspergillaceae. Bases 1 to 1443 code for a protein of 480 amino acids. The record is from RefSeq and is a predicted model, not a curated record. The transcript is spliced from 5 exons.